AUGAACCGUUCCAUGAUCUGCAUUCUCCUUCUUGUAUCACUGGUAUCGGCUCAAGUCUUCGAUUUGGAUGGACAAUUGGCUGGAAUCGAGCAGAACGACGCUCUUUUUAUAGAGCCGCACAUCAAGCGCUCUCCAUCAGCCAAAUGGAUGCGAUUCGGAAAGCGGUCACCAUCGGCAAAAUGGAUGAGAUUCGGAAAGAGAUCUCCAUCGGCCAAAUGGAUGAGAUUCGGAAAACGUAGCGGAGCUGAAGGAGUCGCCGAGCAAGAUUAUUGA
Molecule: messenger RNA, 273 nt
Organism: Caenorhabditis remanei
Lineage: Eukaryota; Metazoa; Nematoda; Chromadorea; Rhabditida; Rhabditidae
Exons: 3
Coding region: 1-273 (90 amino acids)
Source: RefSeq, a predicted model, not a curated record